AUGGAUCAAGACUUUUCCACGGAUUUGACCUCCGACUUCUUCGACGUCGGUGCUGCUCCACCCUCCGCAUUCGGAGAACGAGCCGCCGGUGCUCCAUCAGCAGCAGGCGGAGCUUCCACGUCAUCAGCCACCGGAUCGGCGUUGGCAGCCGCCUUGUUGAACGCGGCCAUUCGCUUUCUCUUACGACGAGAGCACCACACAAUCAACACCCAGAACACGAUGAUGGGGAUGGCGAUGCCGAGAAGAAUGACGAUGAGCAUCACGAUGCUCCCCGAGGAGCUCGAGUCGGUGGUACCCAUUUUUGGUGGAACAGCUGAAAAAAGAGCCGGUAGAGGAGUUGAGGGGGAGGGGGCUUACUUGUUCUUCCUUCUUGAAGUAGUUGAAGCGGAGAGACGAAAACUGAAACUGAUUGUCGGGGGUAGAUGUGGAAAGAGAGCGCUCGGUGGCCUAAGGCCGGGGGCAUCAUAG
Messenger RNA from Caenorhabditis remanei, 468 nucleotides. RefSeq lists its product as uncharacterized. NCBI's taxonomy places the organism in Eukaryota, Metazoa, Nematoda, Chromadorea, Rhabditida, Rhabditidae. The record is from RefSeq and is a predicted model, not a curated record. The coding region runs from base 1 to 468 and encodes 155 amino acids. The transcript has 2 exons.